Musa acuminata AAA Group (dessert banana) is the source of this 1317-nucleotide messenger RNA. RefSeq lists its product as uncharacterized. The record is from RefSeq and is a predicted model, not a curated record. Bases 28 to 954 code for a protein of 308 amino acids. The transcript has 10 exons. NCBI's taxonomy places the organism in Eukaryota, Viridiplantae, Streptophyta, Magnoliopsida, Zingiberales, Musaceae.
GCGAAGGACAUCGCUCCAUCGCCAAGAAUGGCUCUGUGUACCCCAACCCUCCUCGUGUAUCCUCUACAUCGAACCCUAGCAUCGAUCUCCCCCAGUGGUUUCUUCCACUCUUGUGCUCGAUUUCUUGGACUGCGUACCUGGGGAAGAUCCAUCAACGUGUUGAGAUCGCCUGUGGGUUCGAGAGUGAGCUCUAAGCGAUGGAAUAGUGGUAUAAUAUAUUUUUCGCUCAGUGAUGAUUUGGAUUCCGGUAAUGGUUCGUCGGUGGAUGGAUACGUUAAGAAGAGAAAUAUCGUCGAGCAUAUUCUUCUAUUGAGAGCAAAGGAAAAUUUAUCUGAUGUUGAGGAAAAGGACAUGCUUGAUUAUCUCUACACAUCUCAAUAUCAGAUGAGUGGAAUAAUUGCAAUAUCAUUAGGUCGUAUAGAGUGCCCAAAUCUUGAUAAUUUUACUCAUGCAGUAUACAUGCGUUUCCAAAGAAAAGAAGAUCUUGCCAAAUUUUACUCAAAUUCCUACUAUUCCAGAAUUCUUAAGGAACAUGUCACUCCAUAUUGCUAUGGAUCAAUUUCUGUCGAUUAUGAAUCUGAAGUAGAGGAUGAUAUCAUUCCCAUAUUCCGGAGGGGAGAGGAGUUCAACUAUGGUGUUGAGUGCAUGCUUCUGAUGUCUAUUUCCAAGACUGCACCAGAACAUGCUGUAGAAGAUGCAUUAGCUAGUCUAUGGAACUUGACUCUGGAUUUUGGUUCAGACAUUGUACAGGCAACACAAGGUUGCAAUCUCAAUGUUGCAGAUAGUGAAUACACUCAUGCUGCAGUGAUGCGAUUUCCAUCAUUUGAAGCCUUCAAGAUAUUCACAGAAAGCCCCAUCUACAAGGAUAUGUGGAAGCUGAAGUUCCAUGCUAUCACGGGAAAAGCUCUUCUGCUACAUUUCCUUGUCGAUCCUGUAGGCACUGAGUUGAUGUAAGACAGACUACAUUGUUAUUUCAGGUACUGAUCAGAUCAGAUUAAAGCAAGAAGGAACCACAUCUUAUUAAUGUCAAAAGUACCAUCACGGGAGGCAAUGGGCAAAAGAAAUAUUAAAGAGGUUUAGUCAGACACCCUUUUAUCUCUGUGAUUGUUUGUGUCAUUUCAGAGGUAUUGCCACCAGAUCCAUCGGUCACAGGCACCCAAGUCCAGGUAUAUCACCAGUCAGAUCUUUUGGUUCAAAUGGCAUCUUUGUCAAUGCUCUACUUGCAGCUUUACCAUCAUUUAUAGUGGCAUAUGGUCCACCAGGUGCAUAGAACAUCCUGAGAAGGCAACAUACAGAUCUAUAGGUCAAGUUUAAGAG